This is a messenger RNA of Megalops cyprinoides (Indo-Pacific tarpon), 762 nucleotides long. It is a transcript of the gene hmx4, whose product is annotated as H6 family homeobox 4. The transcript is spliced from 2 exons. Gene Ontology annotation, cellular component: nucleus. Bases 1 to 762 code for a protein of 253 amino acids. Lineage: Eukaryota; Metazoa; Chordata; Actinopteri; Elopiformes; Megalopidae. Gene Ontology annotation, biological process: regulation of transcription by RNA polymerase II. Gene Ontology annotation, molecular function: DNA-binding transcription factor activity, RNA polymerase II-specific; RNA polymerase II transcription regulatory region sequence-specific DNA binding. The record is from RefSeq and is a predicted model, not a curated record.
AUGAACAAGGAAGACGUGCCAUGCCGACCAGGUUCCUUGAAAUUCACGAUUGACAAUAUCCUCAAUCUCAAAGAAAACAGCAAGGAAUUUGACAGCUGCCAUUCUAAAAUACAGAUCGCGACAGACCGUAAGAAUGAUUCUCCGCACCGACUUGAAGAUCACGAAGUUCAACAAAGGCGUGAGGACGAUUACAGGCAACACGAGACAGAACAAAUAAACACGCACUGCUAUAACGCCACUGGCCAUGCCCUGCAAGUAUGCCGGGAGGACGCUCUGAAGAUCACUGACACAUGUCCAAGGACAGAUAGCACGGACAGUUGCGACGACGGAGCAUCUAAGAACAAGAUCAGCAAGAAAAACAAAGUGAUGGCGAAAAAGAAAACGCGCACCAUCUUUUCGAAAAGACAGAUCUUUCAACUGGAAUCUACAUUUGAUAUGAAGAGAUACCUUAGCAGCGCCGAGCGGGCUUGUCUGGCGAAUUCGCUACAACUUACCGAGACUCAAGUCAAAAUAUGGUUCCAGAACCGCAGGAAUAAAUUGAAACGACAGAUAUCCACAGAACUCGAGGGACCCAGCGCUGUUGACCCUUUUACUGACGCGGGGAAGACAGUGCAACUUCCGACUCUUUACAAAGAGGGCAAUAUAUUAGGAAGAUGCUUAUUACCCAUGCCUCUUCCUAUUGUAUAUCCUGGAAGCAGCACGCCUUACCUGUGCUUCUCAAACGCCAGCAAAUAUUUUAGCCUUUUCGAUGGAGAUGUAUGA